Messenger RNA from Fusarium redolens, 575 nucleotides. RefSeq lists its product as uncharacterized. NCBI's taxonomy places the organism in Eukaryota, Fungi, Ascomycota, Sordariomycetes, Hypocreales, Nectriaceae. The transcript is spliced from 2 exons. The record is from RefSeq and is a predicted model, not a curated record. Bases 177 to 575 code for a protein of 132 amino acids.
AUUGGAUAAUGCAUUUGUUUGUGAGUGUGGAGCCUGCUGGGGGCUGCGUGCAUAUCUAUUAAGACGCCGAACCAACCCAGCCCUUCUCCUCACAGCAUACUUUAUCAUCUUGUGUAUCACGCCCAUCUCUGUAAAUUGACCAUAAUUCUGCUGCCUUCUUAUCCUCGCAGACGGAAAUGGCGCUAAGCAUUGACGAGUCUCGGGCCCCAGAGGCCCUGUUCCUCGACUUAUCUGUGCAAAGGGUACUCGUCGGGACAGGACUUUGCCCCGUUGAGCCCUGGGCUACCUCGUACGUAAAUGCCGUACGCGACGGAAGGCUCGGAGAUGCGAUCUGGGCACGCUAUCACAUUUUUGGGAAUGUGGUAGACGGCAAACUGGAGGACGGAUCCACGAUUCUCGACAGUGUUGAGGAGGAAGCAGUGAGGUAUAAGAAAAGGGCUUCGCGCGAAUGGGCUGAUGCUGUGGCAUUUUACAAAAAGACAAGUAGUGCCGAUACUCAUCACGAGGUCAUCGAAGUUAUCCUUCGAGUUGAUAAACAGGAUGUGAGCGGGAUUCAGGUCUCGGACAGUGGAUAG